GUUUUUAUCGUUGUUUUCAAUUGUUUUGCGCUAAUUAAUAUUCGUCUUCUUGUUGCUGUCACAGAUCUGGUGAGUGCUAGCCGAGCAGAUCACUUGGAAACCUUAGAAUACCAUGGCAGUGAAAGGCAUCUUUUGCUGGUACGAUGUUGAACUUUCGUGAAGAAAGUGUGAGCCACAGAGCAUUGGCCGACGUAAUUUCAUGUCACGCUAGAGCUAUGGAGAAGGCCCAGCCGUCGACAGCCGUCGAGAUGAUCCAUUGGAGAAAUGAUGGUAUCAGCAGCGGACCUACCAGUCCAACAAGGCGGAUUAUGCAAAACCAGGAUUGUGUCCUUGGAUGAAGCCAAGUUUUACCAGCAAAGAAACCAGCACUAGGAAUGACGACGUGUGCGUCGCCGAUUGCCAAAGAUGUCCGUAUGACUGCUUGCACGGCUUCUCUGAGUUCAGAAGAUAUAAGGCGUGCUUUUGGGAUUGGAGAUGAACUUUUCUUAGCAAAGAUGCAGAGAAGCACGUCAAGCCGGCUCAGCGAUGCGUUCUCUAGCACCGGCUCGUUCCACAGGGAUUUGGAUGAUGGGGAGUUGCUGAUAUGGGCUGCUCUCGAGAGGCUGCCUACAGUUGAGCGUGCAAGGAAGGGGAUUUUGCUCAGUGACAAUGCAGCAAAGAAUGGCUGUGCUGCUGAUACUCAGGCUGAAGUUGACGUUUCGAAGCUGGAUGUGCAAGACAGGCGGAGGAUUUUGUCCAGGCUUAUUCCGACUGCCGAAGAGGAUAACGAGCGUCUACUGUUGAGACUUCGUGAUCGCAUCAACAGGGUCCGCAUUGAUCUCCCCAAGAUCGAGGUGAGGUUUGAGCACUUAAAUGUGCAAGCGAAGGUCCACGUGGGAAGCAGGGCUCUUCCAACGCCUAUUAACUUCAUCAACAACUCGGCCGAGAGUCUGCUCAGCGCGCUGCACCUGCCUUCCUCUAACAAGAGGACUCUCACAAUACUACGAGAUACCAGCGGGAUCAUCAAACCUUCCAGAUUGACGCUACUCCUUGGACCACCCGGAUCUGGAAAGACGACGCUUUUAUUGGCUCUGGCAGGAAAACUGAACAAGGAUUUACAAGUCACCGGGAAUGUCACAUACAAUGGACAUCAAAUGGACGAGUUUGUUCCGCAAAGGACUGCUGCGUACAUCAGUCAAAGCGAUCUACACAGCGGGCAAAUGACUGUCAGGGAAACUCUUGAUUUCUCCGCUUGCUGCCAAGGGGUUGGUAGCAAAUACGAAAUGCUUUCUGAACUUCUGAGGAGGGAAAAGGCGCUUGGAAUCAAACCGGAUGCGGACAUUGACGUUUUCAUGAAAGCAACUUCGUUGCAGGGUCAGCAGACGAACCUUGUGACUGAUUACGUGAUGAAGAUACUUGACCUUGAAAAUUGCUCUGAUGUCAUUGUUGGAGACGAGAUGCAUCGAGGAAUCUCCGGCGGUCAGAAGAAAAGGGUGACAACAGGUGAAAUGCUGGUUGGCCCUGCGAAAGCGUUGUUUAUGGAUGAAAUUUCCACGGGCCUGGAUAGUUCCACGGCGUUUCAAGUUGUUCAGUGUUUGAGACAGUUCGUGCAUGUGAUGGAUGCCACUCUACUGAUCUCUCUGCUUCAGCCUGCACCCGAAACAUUUGGCCAGUUUGACGACGUUAUAUUGUUAUCAGAGGGACGGAUCGUUUAUCAUGGACCUCGUGAACUGGUUUUAGAGUUUUUUGAAUCGCAAGGCUUCAAGUGUCCUAAGAGAAAAGGUGUUGCUGACUUCCUUCAAGAGGUAACAUCGAGGAAAGAUCAAGCUCAAUAUUGGACUGGUACAAGAGCUUACAGCUACGUUUCAGUUGACGACUUUCAGAGGGCUUUUGAGGGCUUUUCGGCUGGCCAGAAGCUUGCUGAAGAACUUGAGAAACCAUUCGACAAAGCCAGCAGUCAUCCUGCCGCUCUUGUGACACAAAGAUAUGCCCUGAGCAGCUGGGGAUUAUUUCGGGCUUGUCUUGCAAAAGAAGUGCUGCUCAUAAAGCGGAACGCCUUCGUUUAUGUUUUCGCAGUGUUCCAGAUUUUAAUUACUGCUGCUAUCGCCAUGACCGUAUUUAUAAGAACUGAAAUGAAGCACCAAACCGUAGACGAUGGAGUUGUCUUCCUUGGAGCUAUGUUUUUUGCCUUGCUGACGGGCAUGUUUAACGGGUUUGCUGACUUAGCCAUGACCAUCUUCAGGCUUCCAGUUUUCUACAAGCAAAGGGAUUCGUUGUUCUAUCCUGCAUGGGCGUAUGCUUGGCCCAUGAUUAUUACCAGACUUCCUAUUUCAUUAAUUGAAGCGGGAGCAUGGGUAAUACUUACGUACUGGGUGAUAGGAUUUGCACCGCAAUGGAGCAGAUUUUUUGGACAAGUGUUAAUAUUUUUUGUUGUCAAUCAAAUGGCUCAAGGUCUUUUUAGAUUGAUUGCUGCUUUGGGACGGACGAUGGUUAUAGCAAAUACCUUCGGGGCUUUUGCUAUACUCGUCAUUAUUUGUCUGGGGGGAUUCGUUAUAAGCAGAGAGGACAUACAUCCGUGGUGGAUAUGGGGAUACUGGACUUCUCCUCUAAUGUAUGGGCAAAAUGCGAUUGCGGUGAACGAGUUUCUUGCACCCAGAUGGCAAAAGGUAGCAACUUUACGCGCUAGAAAAUUAUGGCAAACUGAUCGACUGAUAAGUUUGUUUCAGCCAUCGAACUUUUCCAGCACAGUUGGAGAAGCUAUACUAUUAACACGUGGACUAUUUCCAAAGUGGUACUGGUACUGGAUCGGUGUCGGAGCAGUCACUGGAUUUGCCACUCUGUUCAAUAUUGGAUUUAUUCUGGCAAUGACUUACCUGAACCCUAUUGGCAAGUCACAAGCCAUUGUUCCUAAGGACAUGUUAAAUGAACGAUCAUCAGACGCUCCACGCAUAUAUUUACAACAAGUGGAUUCGUCAAAGCCUGAUAGUCUACGUGAUAUCGAAGAAGGUAUUGAAUUGCAAUCACGAGAAAGUGGCAGGCUCAAAACUUAUUUGAAGGGGAUGGUGUUACCAUUUCAACCUUUAUCGCUAGCGUUUAAUCAUAUCAGCUAUUUUGUUGAUAUGCCUCCUGAGAUGAAACAUCAAGGCAACAAACUACAGCUUCUUCAAGACAUUAGUGGUGUUUUCCGGCCUGCAAUUCUCACAGCCCUUCUUGGCGUAAGUGGCGCAGGAAAAACAACGCUAAUGGACGUUUUGGCCGGUAGGAAAACCGGUGGAUACAUUGAAGGGGAAAUUAUAGUAGCGGGUCGCCCAAAAAAGCAGGAAACAUUUGCUCGGGUCUCAGGAUACUGCGAACAGAAUGAUAUCCAUUCUCCAAAUUUGACUGUGGAGGAAUCCUUGAUCUUUUCAGCGUGGAUGCGUUUGUCGGAAAAGGUUGACAGAUCCACUCGAGCGAUGUUUGUUGAAGAAGUUCUGGAGCUUGUCGAGCUUGCAUCUCUAAGAGGUGCUUUAGUUGGAGUGCCCGGAGUUACUGGGCUAUCCGUUGAGCAAAGGAAGCGCUUGACUGUUGCUGUGGAGCUGGUUGCUAAUCCUUCGAUAAUUUUCAUGGACGAGCCUACGUCAGGCUUAGAUGCACGAGCUGCUGCAAUUGUCAUGCGAACAGUUCGAAACACCGUUAACACAGGACGAACCGUAGUUUGCACUAUACAUCAGCCCAGCAUAGAUAUAUUCGAAGCCUUUGACGAGCUCUUCUUGAUGAAACGAGGUGGACAAUUAAUUUAUGCAGGUCCCCUUGGUAAAUUUUCUGCUGAAGCCAUCCAUUACUUUGAGGGUGUUCCUGGCGUACCAAAAAUCAAAGAUGGUCACAACCCUGCUACCUGGAUAUUGGAAGUAACGUCUCAAAUGUCUGAAGCUCGUCUCGAAAUCGAUUUUGCAGAAGUUUACAGGAAGUCAUCUCUAUGCGAACAAAAUGAGGCUCUUAUCAGGGAGACAAUUCAGAGCUCGAAAGACACUCCGGAGCUGCACUUCCCGACGAAAUAUCCUCAGGCAUUUAUCUCACAGUGUGCGAUUUGCCUUUGGAAGCAACAUCUAUCAUACUGGCGAAAUCCUCAGUACUGCGUGAUUCGUAUGUUUUUUACGGCCGUGUCAGCUGUAUUGUUUGGUGGAAUUUUCUGGGACCUUGGAACCCGAAGAAGCAAGCAGCAAGAUUUGUUUAACUUGAUUGGCGUUCUCUAUUCAGCAGUUCUUUUCCUGGGUGUAAACAACGCAUCCACGGUUCAACCGGUUGUGGCAACGGAGCGUACUGCGUAUUACCGCGAAAGAGCUGCCGGAAUGUAUUCUGCGCUUCCCUACGCUUUUGCUCAGGUGCUUGUGGAAGUUCCAUAUGCUCUGGUUCAAACUCUUCUUUAUGGCUCCAUUACGUACUCCAUGAUUGGAUUCGAAUGGAGCAUCGUCAAAGUGUCCUACUUUUUCUUCUUCACAUUCUCGGGACUUCUUUACUACACGCUCUAUGGGAUGAUGGCUGUUGCAUUGACUCCAAACGAGCAGAUCGCAGCAGUUGUCUCGGCAUUUUUCUUCGGAGUUUGGAACCUUUUCGCGGGCUUCAUCAUACCAUACAAGAGAAUUCCCGUGUGGUGGAGAUGGUACUACUGGGCAAAUCCGGUGGCAUGGACCGUCUACGGCCUGUUUACUUCGCAGCUUGGCGACGUCGACACACUCCUGGCAAUCCCAGACCAGCCUCCGAAGACGGUGAGGCAGUUCAUGAAGGAUCACUUCAACUUCGAGCUCUCAUUUGUAAGCCGAGCAGCCGCCAUGCAAGUCGUCUUCAUCGCUACCUUUGCUCUCGUCUUUGCGGUGUGCAUCAAGCAUUUGAACUUUCAGAGGCGCUGACCUUCUUUCGAAGCUGAGAGAACUAUUUGUGAUUCUUGGCACCAUUUUACAGUGCACUGCUUCGGAGAAGUGUUUGAAGAGCACACAAACUUGCUUCGUUACCGUUCAUAGUAUAGACAUGUCUAGCAGAGACUCAGUCAUGGGAGCUGUAGGUUCAAUACUAAGGACAUGCUGCACUAAUACCAGGCCCUCCAUAGAAGAAGCUAUUCUUCCCGUU
Messenger RNA from Selaginella moellendorffii, 5082 nucleotides. Its product is annotated as pleiotropic drug resistance protein 1. The coding region runs from base 375 to 4865 and encodes 1496 amino acids. Lineage: Eukaryota; Viridiplantae; Streptophyta; Lycopodiopsida; Selaginellales; Selaginellaceae. The record is from RefSeq and is a predicted model, not a curated record. The transcript has 24 exons. Gene Ontology annotation, molecular function: ABC-type transporter activity; ATP binding; ATP hydrolysis activity. Gene Ontology annotation, cellular component: membrane.